AUGUUUAAGUUUUUUAAUAAAAGCAUCAAUAGUAUUUACCUCCAAGUUAGUAUUGAAAAUCAAUUUAAGCAGUAUUAAUCUUCUUACUAAAAAUAGUAUAAAAAGUUCCCAAAAAGUGCGAUUCAAAAUGUUUUAAGAAAUGUCUAAGGAACAUAGGUCUGAAAUAACCUUAACAAGGUAGCCCCAAAUGAAUAACCAUUUCAAUGUCUAUUUGAAUCUUUAAAUUCUCAUUCAUAUAUUUCAGGUGUCUUAAUUCAACUAAAUCAAAAGAAAAUUCUUAGAAGGCUUCUUUUCUUUACUAAACUUAAAUAAGAAUUUUUAGGAAGGUCUUAAUAUGUAAAAUCUUCCUCUAUUCCUUAAAUCUUUUUAAGAUCCUAUUUAUAUAAGGAGAGAAUUCUUUUUCUGUAUUUAUCAAAUUUUAAAGUAUUCAGAAUUGUAUCUAAACCAUUUUUAUCUUAAUGGUAUUAAGCUGCUUUGUCUUUAUGAUUUGGAAGUUUCUAAUAAUUUUAUAUUACUUGUAAACCUAUCUUUAAAGCUGCCAAUCGAUAGAAAUAGGAUUGAAGCUUUACUCAUCAUCUCUAUUAUUUUUCUGAAAAAUAUUCUCUAGGUUUAGACGUUAUUCUACAACUUACCUUUUUUUAGUUCGAUGAAAAAUGAGUCAAGACAGAUUCGGGUUAAGUUUAGAAGUCAGUGGCAAAACUAUAAAGCUGAUUAAGCUGAGUGUAGAAUUUGA
Messenger RNA from Paramecium pentaurelia, 733 nucleotides. Lineage: Eukaryota; Ciliophora; Oligohymenophorea; Peniculida; Parameciidae. The record is from the annotation of a GenBank genome assembly.